AUUACAGUUGGAGCUAGAGGGAGAGAAACAGAGAAGGGAACUACGGGGGAGGACUGGAGGCCGUGGACACACUUUUUAUUCGAUGUGUAGGAUUUUCAUCACGGAUUGACACAAGAGAAGAAGUUUUCCAGAGCUAUGGGGAAUCCCCAGUGGGCACUCCUCCUCCUUGGCUGUCUCCUCACAGGGCCGGGCCUCAUACUGUGCCAGCUUUCAUUACCCUCCAUCCUUCCAAAUGAGAAUGAAAAGGUUGUGCAGCUGAAUUCGUCCUUUUCUCUGAGAUGCUUUGGGGAGAGUGAAGUGAGCUGGAAGUACCCCAUUUCUGAAGACGAGAACCUCAACGUAGAAAUCCAAAAUGAAGAAAACAACAGUGGCCUUUUUGUGACAGUGCUGGAAGUGGCUGGUGCCUCCGCAGCCCACACAGGAAUGUACACUUGCUAUUACAACCACAGUCAGAUGGAAGACAGUGAGGUCGUGGGCAGGCACAUUUAUAUCUAUGUGCCAGAUCCAGAUGUAGCCUUCGUACCUCCGGGAGGGACGGAUUAUUUAGUCAUCGCGGAGGAGGAUGACUCUGCCCUCAUACCCUGCCGUACAACUGACCCAGAGACUGCAGUAACCUUGCGCAGUGGUGGUGAGGUGAUUCAUGCCUCGUAUGACAGCAAACAGGGCUUUAACGGAACGUUCACUGGAGGGCCCUAUAUCUGUGAGGCCACCAUCAAAGGGAAGACUUUCCAGACCAUCCCUUUUAACGUCUAUGCUUUAAAAGCCACAUCAGAACUUGACCUAGAAAUGGAUGCCGUGAAAACUGUGUAUAAGUCAGGGGAGACGAUUGUGGUCACUUGUGCAGUCUUUAACAACGAGGUGGUUGACCUUCAGUGGACUUACCCCGGAGAAGUGAAAGGCAAAGGCAUCACAAUGCUCGAGGAAAUCAAAGUUCCAUCCAUCAAACUGGUAUACACUUUGACAGUCCCUGAGGCCACAGUGAAAGACAGUGGAGAUUAUGAAUGUGCUGCCCGCCAGGCCACCAAGGAGGUCAAAGAAAUGAAGAAAGUCACCAUUUCUGUUCAUGAGAAAGGGUUCAUUGAAAUCAAACCCAACUUCAGCCAGUUGGAAGCUGUCAACCUGCAUGAAGUCAAACAUUUUGUCGUGAACAUACAGGCCUACCCUCCUCCCAAGAUAUCCUGGCUGAAGGACAACCUGACGCUGAUUGAAAACCUGACUGAGAUCACCACUGAUGUAGAACGAAUUCAGGAGAUAAGGUAUCGAAGUAAGUUAAAGCUGAUUCGUGCUAAGGAAGAAGACAGUGGCCAUUAUACUAUCAUAGUUCAAAAUGAAGAUGAUGUGAAGAGCUAUACUUUUGAACUAUUAACUCAAGUUCCCUCCUCCAUUCUGGACUUUGUUGAUGACCACCAUGGCUCUACUGGAGGACAGACUGUGAGGUGCACGGCUGGAGGAACCCCUCUUCCUGACAUUGAGUGGAUGAUUUGCAAGGAUAUUAAAAAAUGUAAUAAUGAAACUUCAUGGACGAUUUUGGCCAAUAAUGUCUCAAAUGCCCUCACUGAGAUCCAUGCCCGAGACAGGAGUACCGUGGAGGGCCAAGUGACCUUCACCAAAGUGGAGGAGACCAUUGCAGUUCGAUGCCUGGCUAAGAAUCCCCUUGGGGUUGAGAAUCGGGAACUGAAGCUGGUGGCUCCCACUCUGCGUUCUGAGCUCACAGUGGCAGCUGCAGUCUUGGUGCUGUUGGUGAUUGUGAUCAUCUCACUUAUUGUCCUGGUUGUCAUUUGGAAACAGAAACCGAGGUAUGAAAUUCGUUGGAGGGUCAUCGAAUCAAUCAGCCCUGAUGGACAUGAAUAUAUUUAUGUGGACCCCAUGCAGUUGCCUUAUGACUCGAGAUGGGAGUUUCCAAGAGAUGGACUAGUGCUUGGUCGUAUCCUGGGAUCUGGUGCGUUUGGGAAAGUGGUUGAAGGAACGGCCUAUGGAUUAAGCCGGUCUCAGCCCGUGAUGAAAGUGGCAGUGAAGAUGCUAAAACCCACAGCCAGAUCCAGUGAGAAACAAGCUCUCAUGUCUGAGCUGAAGAUAAUGACUCACCUGGGGCCACAUUUAAACAUUGUAAACUUGUUGGGAGCCUGUACCAAAUCAGGACCAAUUUACAUCAUCACUGAGUACUGCUUCUAUGGGGAUUUGGUCAACUAUUUGCAUAAGAAUAGAGAUAGCUUCCUGAGUCGCCACCCAGAGAAGCCAAAAAAAGAGUUGGACAUCUUUGGAUUGAACCCUGCUGAUGAAAGCACACGGAGUUACGUUAUUUUAUCUUUUGAAAACAAUGGCGACUACAUGGACAUGAAACAAGCUGAUACCACACAGUAUGUCCCUAUGCUGGAGAGGAAAGAGGUGUCUAAAUAUUCAGACAUCCAAAGGUCUUUAUAUGAUCGCCCAGCCUCAUAUAAGAAGAAAUCUAUGUUAGACUCAGAAGUCAAAAAUCUCCUUUCGGAUGAUAACUCAGAAGGCCUUACUUUGUUGGAUUUGUUGAGCUUCACCUAUCAAGUUGCUCGAGGAAUGGAGUUUUUGGCUUCAAAAAAUUGUGUUCACCGAGACCUGGCUGCCCGCAAUGUCCUUCUGGCUCAAGGGAAAAUUGUGAAGAUCUGCGACUUCGGCCUAGCCAGGGAUAUAAUGCAUGAUUCUAACUACGUGUCAAAAGGCAGUACCUUUCUCCCGGUGAAGUGGAUGGCUCCUGAGAGCAUCUUCGACAACCUCUACACCACCCUGAGUGAUGUCUGGUCUUACGGCAUUCUGCUCUGGGAGAUCUUCUCCCUUGGUGGCACACCUUACCCUGGCAUGAUGGUGGAUUCGACUUUUUACAAUAAGAUCAAGAGUGGGUACCGGAUGGCUAAGCCUGACCAUGCCACCAGUGAAGUGUACGAGAUCAUGGUGAAGUGCUGGAACAGUGAGCCAGAGAAGAGACCCUCCUUCUACCACCUAAGUGAAAUUGUGGAGAAUCUUUUGCCUGGACAAUACAAAAAGAGUUAUGAGAAAAUUCACCUGGACUUUCUGAAGAGUGACCAUCCUGCGGUGGCACGCAUGCGUGUGGACUCUGAUAACGCAUACAUCGGCAUCACCUACAAAAAUGAGGAAGACAAGCUGAAGGACUGGGAGGGUGGCCUCGAUGAGCAGAGACUGAGUGCAGACAGUGGCUACAUCAUCCCUCUGCCUGACAUUGACCCUGUUCCUGAGGAUGAAGACCUGGGCAAGAGGAACAGACACAGCUCACAGACCUCUGAAGAGAGUGCCAUUGAGACAGGUUCCAGUAGUUCGACCUUCAUCAAGAGAGAGGAUGAGACCAUUGAGGACAUCGACAUGAUGGACGACAUUGGCAUAGACUCCUCAGAUCUGGUGGAGGACAGCUUCCUGUAA
Molecule: messenger RNA, 3405 nt
Organism: Orycteropus afer afer
Lineage: Eukaryota; Metazoa; Chordata; Mammalia; Tubulidentata; Orycteropodidae
Gene: PDGFRA
Product: platelet derived growth factor receptor alpha
Biological process (GO): platelet-derived growth factor receptor signaling pathway; protein phosphorylation; embryonic cranial skeleton morphogenesis
Cellular component (GO): signaling receptor complex
Molecular function (GO): platelet-derived growth factor alpha-receptor activity; ATP binding; platelet-derived growth factor binding
Source: RefSeq, a predicted model, not a curated record